This is a messenger RNA of Paramisgurnus dabryanus, 6806 nucleotides long. It is a transcript of the gene slit1a, whose product is annotated as slit homolog 1a (Drosophila). Gene Ontology annotation, molecular function: Roundabout binding; heparin binding; calcium ion binding. Lineage: Eukaryota; Metazoa; Chordata; Actinopteri; Cypriniformes; Cobitidae. The record is from RefSeq and is a predicted model, not a curated record. Gene Ontology annotation, biological process: axon guidance; negative chemotaxis.
GUCCUGGAACUGCUAUUUGUAGAUGCUUGUGAUGGAUUACUGCUGUGCGUGUGUAAGAGGGAAGCAGAGAGAUUUUUUGUUAGUGUUCCAUUUCCCCCGUUCUUCAGUCAGACGACAGUGCGCCACCGAGGAGACGCAGGCGCGUUACGCGGAGCCAGGAACGCAACGCAACUCCGCCGAGAACAGGAGAGUUUUUGAGGAUCUUGAGAGAGGAGACAAGCUUGAAGGCGAUCAUGCCCGCGAAAGGUGGAGGCAGACUGGCACACGUCCACACACUGCUGCUGUGCGCGGCUGCGCUCAGCGGUUGCGCCACGGCGUGCCCGGCGCUCUGCGCGUGCAGCGGUACCACGGUGGACUGCCACGGGCUCGGGCUCAAAACCGUGCCCAGGAAUAUACCCAGAAACACAGAGAGGCUGGAACUGAAUGGGAACAACCUGACACGCAUCAACAGAAAUGACUUUUCUGGACUCAAGUACCUCAGGGUUCUGCAGCUGAUGGAGAAUCAGAUCAUUAGUGUGGAGCGUGGGGCGUUUGAUGACAUGAGAGAGCUGGAGAGACUGCGUCUGAACAAGAACCAACUUCAGCAGUUUCCUGAACUUUUGUUUCAGAAGAACGAGGCUCUGUCCAGACUAGACCUGAGCGAGAAUUUCAUCCAGGCGAUUCCUCGAAAGGCUUUCCGUGGAGCCACAGAUAUCAAGAACCUUCAGCUGGACAAGAAUCACAUCAGCUGUAUUGAGGAUGGAGCAUUUCGUGCGUUACGUGGCCUUGAAGUUUUAACUCUGAACAACAACAACAUCAGCAGUAUUCCAGUGUCCAGUUUCAACCAUAUGCCCAAACUCAGGACCUUCCGUUUGCAUUCCAACAACCUGAACUGUGACUGUCAUCUUGCCUGGUUAUCCCAGUGGCUGCGGGAACGACCGACCAUCGGUCUGUUCACCCAAUGCACCUCUCCGGCUCCGCUGCGAGGACUCAAUGUAGCCGAGGUUCAAAAACAUGAGUUCACAUGUUCAGGUCAGACUGAAGACACCGCUGUUCAGCUGUGUAGUUUUGCUGCGGGUUCGUGUCCGGCCGUCUGCACCUGCAGUAAUAAUAUUGUGGACUGUCGAGGGAAGGGACUGACAGCGAUCCCAGCCAAUCUGCCUGACAGUAUGACAGAGAUACGUCUGGAACAGAACGGCAUUAAGUCGAUCCCUCCUGGAGCGUUCUCUCCAUACAAGAAACUUCGCCGAAUAGAUCUCAGCAACAACCAGAUUUCUGAGAUUGCACCCGAUGCUUUCCAUGGCCUACGCUCCUUAAACUCACUGGUUCUGUAUGGCAAUAAGAUCACUGAUCUACCCAGAGGAGUGUUUGAUGGACUCUACGCCCUUCAGCUGCUCCUUUUAAAUGCAAACAAGAUCCACUGCCUCCGAGCCAACACGUUUCAGGACCUGCAAAAUCUCUCACUGCUGUCUUUAUAUGACAACAAAAUCCAAACGCUGGCCAAGGGCACCUUCACCUCCCUGCGUGCAAUUCAGACACUUCAUUUAGCACAGAAUCCGUUCAUCUGUGACUGUAAUCUGAAGUGGUUGGCUGAUUAUCUUCGCUCGAACCCCAUUGAGACCAGCGGCGCCCGCUGCACCAGUCCUCGCCGCCUCGCCAACAAACGCAUCGGUCAAAUCAAGAGCAAGAAGUUUCGCUGCUCUGCCAAUGAGCAGUACAUCAUCCCAGGAACUGAGGACGCCAGGCUGAAUAACGACUGUAAUAAUGAGCCGGUCUGUCCGGCCAAAUGCCGCUGUGAGUCGAAUGUGGUUGACUGUUCGAACCUUCGACUGAGCCGCAUCCCAGAGCACAUCCCAGUGUCCACAACAGAACUCCGCCUGAACAAUAAUGAGAUCACAACCAUAGAAGCCACAGGUGUAUUCAAGACACUUACACACCUGAAGAAAAUAAACCUUAGCAACAAUAAGAUCUCUGAGAUAGAGGAUGGGGCGUUUGAGGGAUCAUCGUCAGUCAAUGAACUUCACCUGACAGCUAACCAGCUGGAUUCAGUGCACAGUGGGAUGUUCAGGGGUCUGGACGGCCUACGGAUGAUGAUGCUGCGAAACAAUCGCAUUAGCUGCAUUCACAACAACAGCUUCACAGGCUUGCACAACGUCCGUCUGCUGUCACUUUAUGACAACACAUUGACGAGCAUCGCUCCCGGAGCCUUCGACACACUGCAGAGUCUCUCAACCCUAAAUCUGCUUGGCAAUCCGUUUAACUGUAACUGCCAGCUGGCAUGGCUAAGUGUCUGGCUGAGGAACCGUAAGAUUGUGACGGGAAACCCACGCUGCCAUCAGCCAGCUUUCCUUAAAGAGAUUCCCCUGCAGGAUGUAGCGCUACCAGAUUUCCGCUGUGAUGAGGGUCAAGAUGAAUCGAGCUGUACUCCACCUGUCCAGUGUCCCAGUGACUGUACCUGUCUGGAGACGGUGGUGCGCUGCAGUAACAAACAUUUACGUGUCUUACCCAAAGGCAUUCCUCGAAACAUCACCGAACUAUACCUUGAUGGAAACCAGUUCAGUGUUGUGCCAAAGGAGCUGUCCACCUUUAAACAUCUACAGCUGGUAGACCUGAGUAACAACAAAAUAAGCUCCUUAACCAAUUCCUCAUUUGCCAACAUGAGUCAACUUACUACCCUGAUUCUCAGUUAUAACGCUCUUCAGUGUAUCCCAACUCUUGCCUUCAGGGGACUUGGAUCUCUCCGACUGCUGUCUCUGCAUGGCAAUGAUAUCUCCGAGUUGCCUGAUGGGAUUUUUAAUGACGUGACAUCACUGUCACAUCUAGCCAUAGGGGCAAACCCGCUGUACUGUGAUUGCCGACUGCGCUGGCUUUCUGAUUGGGUGAAAACCGGCUAUAAGGAGCCAGGCAUUGCUCGCUGUGUCAGCCCGCAUGGCAUGGAGGGAAAACUAUUGCUAACCACUCCAGCCAAGAGGUUUGAAUGUCAAGGUGAGGUGGACACUGCCAUACUAGCGAAAUGUAACCCGUGCAUUUCUAAUCCGUGUUUGAACCGUGGGACCUGCCAGGCAGAUGAAAUUGAAGGCUACAGGUGCGACUGUUUUCAGGGUUUUAAGGGCAAGAACUGUGAUGCAGUGCUUAACGCUUGUGUCAGGGAACCCUGUCAACAUGGAGGAACAUGCAGCGUAUCUGAAGAAAGAGAUGAAGGCUACAGCUGCUCCUGUCCUGUCGGCUUUGAAGGUCCACAUUGUGAGAUUGACAUUGACGAGUGCAACGACAAUGAGUGUCAGAAUGGAGCGACGUGUAUAGAUGGACACAACAACUACACAUGCUUAUGUGGCCCUUUUUACACAGGGGAGAUGUGUGAAGAUCUGGAGGAUAUGUGUGCUUCUGAUCGCAAUCCCUGCAAGCAACAAUCCAGCUGCUUUAUCACACCCACCGGUCCAAAGUGUUUAUGUUCAGCCGGUUACGUGGGUGACGACUGCAGCGUGAACUACGAUGACUGUAAGGAACACAAGUGCCAGAACGGAGCAGAGUGUUUGGAUGAAAUUAAUGGAUACUCCUGUGUUUGUCCUCAAGGCUACAGCGGACAGCUUUGUGAAAUCCCAUCUACUCGGCGUUCUCUGUGCGACAUUGCUGACUGUCAGAACAAUGCGCCAUGUGUGGAGCGAGGAGGCCAUCCGCUGUGUCAGUGCCUGGCUGGGUUUGGUGGACCACGCUGUGAAAAGUUAGUUAGUGUUAACUUUGUGGAUCGAGACUCCUACCUGCUCCUGAGUGACCUAAAGAACUGGCCUCAGGCCAACAUCACGCUACAGGUGUCCACUGCAGAAGACAAUGGCAUUCUUCUGUACAAUGGAGAUAAUGAUCACAUUGCUGUUGAGCUUCAUGAGGGUCAUGUGAAAGUCAGCUAUGAUCCUGGCAGCAACCCUGGCCGUGCAAUUUACAGUACUGAAACCAUCAAUGAUGGUGAGUUCCACACCGUAGAACUGGUGACCUUCGACCAGAUGGUGAACCUUUCCAUAGAUGGUGGCAGACCAACAACAAUGGACAGCUUUGGGAAAGUGCAACCCUUGACAGGAGAGGCUCCACUAUAUGUCGGGGGCAUGCCAGUCGAUGUCCACCCCACAGUCCCCCGGAUAUGGCAGAUCCAGAACGGCUCUAGUUUCCAUGGUUGUAUUCAGAACCUGUACAUCAACAAUGAGCUACAGGACUUUACUAAAACCCAAAUGAAACCCGGUGUGGUGCCCGGCUGUGAGCCUUGCAGAAAGAUAUAUUGCCUGCAUGGCAUUUGCCAACCCAAUGCAGCCUCAGGCCCUGUUUGCCACUGCCAACAUGGAUGGAGCGGGCAACACUGUGACCAGCCAGCAACAAACCCCUGCCUGGGCAGCAAGUGCGUCCACGGGCAAUGUAUUCUGAUGGAUGCGCAGUCGUACCGCUGUGAAUGUCAGGAGGGUUUUCACGGUGCCUUGUGCAACCAGCAGGAAGAGCUGUUUAAUCCAUGCAGAAAGCUUCAAUGCAAACACGGUCAUUGUCAGAUCUCUGAUGCGGGAGACGCCUACUGUCAUUGUGAGGCUGGUUACAGUGGAGGCACGUGUGACAAAGAGUCCGAGUGUCAUGGGAAGCCGGUGCGAGACUUUUACCAGGUCCAGCGCGGCUAUGCCAUCUGUCAGACGACACGCAUGGUGUCUUGGGUGGAGUGCAGCGGCACCUGUGACACAGGCUCAUGCUGUGCCAGCCAAAGGAUGAAACGCAGAAAAUACACUUUUGAGUGUAGCGACGGCACAUCCUUCAGUGAGGAGGUUGAAAAGACCAUCAAGUGUGGCUGUGUGGGGUGCAUGUAGGAUCUAAACACUAGCAUCACCACCCUGUCACAGUCUGAAAGAACUGUAGAAAGAGCCAUCGUAAAUACACAGCAUCAUAUCGAUACGAUCAAUAUCUUUCAUUGGGUAUAGAGAGACAAACACCACACCCCACACAAGAGCCAGAAAUUUCAACCACUUUUGUCAAUUCAUAGGGUCUCAGAAAGAUAGAUUAUGAAGUCUGCUGACAGAAAGGUGAGGAAGAUGGCCUCUGGCUCGUUUCAGUCCAAACACAGGACAGUGGUAUUAGAAGAGAAUUUCGGACCUCAUUGAGGUGCGGGACGUGUAUUUGUGCAGAUGAGGAUCGGUAAUGGUGAUGAACGUGUACAUGCACUCGCAACAUGAACCUGGUACAGAUAAAGACAUACUAUCCUACCAGGGAAAUGGAAACGUUUUGAAAACUAGAUUUAGACCGAAUUCAGAGUGUAGAGUUUCUCCGUGGACCUCCGCAUGUGUCCACAACUCAUUGCCACUGCAAAUACAACACAAAAUACUUCUGUCCAAACAUGAGGAGCUCUGUGAUGCUCCUAGUGCCAAUAAUGUCGAAUCUUGAAAGGGAAGCUCUUUUAUUAUUUAGACUUUCAAUAGCUAUAGAAAGUAGAAAUGAAUGAAAGUCAAACGAGAUUAAACCUUUUUCUCACUAUCACUUCAUGACCUUCAAGACAUAACACUACAUGGUGUAAGGUUAAGUUCACGCAGUAGAUCGCAGUAUUUUUUAUUUUUUUACAAUUGCAUGCUCAUUCUCAUUGACGUCUUGAUCGUGGUUAUCAUUAGUACUGAAAACAGAAUGGCCUUCAUCAAAAAUCUACAGCUAAUAUUAAAACACCACUUCAGAUUUGUCAGUGUUGAAAGGAGUGAGGGUUCUGACCACAACGCUUUUACAUUAGGGCUGGGGAUACGCUUUCAUCCUGAGACCUUUUCAAACAGUCCUACAUGACAAUUCUCUGAUCCAUUGACAUAAGCAUGUGUUACUAUUGUCCACAACAUACGAAUACAGAAUAUGAAGCUGUAAUGCUAGAAAGAACUUCAUAUAAACACAUCACAAAAAAAAAGACAAGUGCAGUUUGGAUUAUUUCAACAUGUUUUGGUGGGUCUUUUGUUUGAACUUUUAUUUCAUUUCCCUAACUCCCUACACCUUCACUUUAUACGGAAAUGCUAAACAGAUUCUAAUAUAUAUUUGUAUUUCAUUUUGGUAUAGUAUUUUUAUAUGUUAAAGAAUACAUUUGUGUUUUCAGGACUUUACUAUCAAACAGUGUGAAAUUUGGUGACGUGGCGUUUAUUUGGUUGUUGAACAGUCUGCGGUGGUAUUUAACUGGACAAAGCAUAGAAAAUGAUUAGCCUUAAUGUAAUAGAAACCAGUGUUUAUUGUUUCAGACAUUUUAUAUAUUGUAUAAGCUUUCCACCUGAAGACCAUUUGAAAAAUCUUUAGAUUUGUAAUUAUUUAUUUUCAUUUCGGAUUAUGUGGAUUUAUUAAGAGUCAUCUGAAUGGGGCACUUCAUAUGCUCAUUUUGGAGAUUUGGGCACAUACACAGCAUUCCUCGUGACUAUACAUUUAAUCUCUACUAGAGUUUUCUGUACUCAUGCAUAGGCCAAAAAGAAACGUGUAGACACGUUGUGGUUUAGGCAUGGUCAACUUUAAGAACGUGGUACUGUUAAGGAACUAUUUACAGUCAUUUAUAGUUGAAAUAUUCACUGACUCUCCAGAUGAUAGAUUACUUUACUGCCAUAGUUUCAAUGCAGUUACGUUCACUGGAAAGGUUUUAUAUACGGUAUGAGGAGCUAAUCCUAUGCCACAGUCACAACCAUCCUUUACUCAUGAAAGACAUCGUCUCUAUUGAAUAUGAACUUUUACUCUUUAUCUUCUGAUGUUGCAUUAAGUUACACUGACUAACUGCAGUUACUCUGAACGCAAACGUGUUUACUGAACUUUCUUCUUUUUCAUUCAUUAAAAUAUGUGAUUAUAUAAAUGUUUAA